AUGAGUCCCCUCCUUGUGGGCUGCAUUGUUAUAUAUAUAUAUACUAUUUUUCCUUGUCGAGACUCUAUUCUCAUUGAAUACAGGGUAUAUAUAUAUGAAGGGGGUUUUGUUGUGGGUACUCUAUGCAAAUACGACAACAGUUUACCACACAUAUCAUUCACAAGAAAUAAUAAAAAAGAAAAAAACAGAAGGAAAAUAGAAGAGGGAGGCUUCAAGAAGAUGAUUCCUUCAUUGGCGAAUGUAAAGCAUAUUCUCCUUGUAUUGAGUGGCAAGGGUGGCGUCGGAAAGUCAACAGUGGCCUGCCAACUUGCGCUUGCCCUGACGCAUGUGCAUGGGAAACAUGUGGGUUUGUUGGAUGUUGACAUCUGUGGGCCGAGCGUACCAACGAUUUGUGGCGUAGUGGGCCGUGAUGUUUAUCGUGACGAAAAGGGCUGGCAUCCCGUUUCUCUUGUAGAGGAUGAUUCAACUCCCGGUGCGGGAAAUCUCAAAAUCAUGUCUAUUGCAUUUCUCCUGCCAAGUGACAAGGAUGCUGUUGUCUGGCGGGGCCCAAAGAAGGAUGCCAUGAUACGACAAUUUGUGACAGAUGUGCAGUGGGGCACGCUAGACUAUCUUAUCAUUGACACUCCGCCGGGCACAAGUGACGAACAUCUCACGCUCUGUGAAAUACUCCAGCCGUUUAAUCCCACUGGCGCCGUGAUUGUCACAACGCCCCAGGAUGUCGCAACGGAUGACGUGAAGAAGGAAUUGUCAUUUUGCCACAAGAUGGGGAUUCGUUGCCUUGGUGUUGUGGAAAACAUGUCGGGUUUUGUCUGCCCCCACUGUGCCCAUUGUACCGACAUAUUUUCCCGCGGUGGUGGAAGGAAACUUGCUGAGCUUUAUGAGGUGGAGUUUCUCGGUGCCAUUCCCAUUGACCCCAUGCUUUCUUUGGCCGAGGACAAGGGUCAGUGCUUUCUAACAGCGGAAAAUGGUGAGGGAAAUGAAACAGUGACAGCGGUGAAGAACGUUAUUGGUGCCAUAUUGAAACAAGUGGAAAGAGCAUCGAUUUAG
Trypanosoma cruzi is the source of this 1047-nucleotide messenger RNA. RefSeq names its product nucleotide-binding protein, putative. Bases 1 to 1047 code for a protein of 348 amino acids. Gene Ontology annotation, cellular component: cytosol. The transcript has a single exon. Lineage: Eukaryota; Euglenozoa; Kinetoplastea; Trypanosomatida; Trypanosomatidae. The record is from RefSeq and is a predicted model, not a curated record. Gene Ontology annotation, biological process: iron-sulfur cluster assembly. Gene Ontology annotation, molecular function: 4 iron, 4 sulfur cluster binding; ATP binding; ATP-dependent FeS chaperone activity.